Messenger RNA from Ceratosolen solmsi marchali, 4020 nucleotides. It is a transcript of the gene Trpgamma, whose product is annotated as Transient receptor potential cation channel gamma. Gene Ontology annotation, biological process: calcium ion transmembrane transport; regulation of cytosolic calcium ion concentration. The record is from RefSeq and is a predicted model, not a curated record. Gene Ontology annotation, molecular function: store-operated calcium channel activity; protein binding; inositol 1,4,5 trisphosphate binding. The coding region runs from base 126 to 3860 and encodes 1244 amino acids. Gene Ontology annotation, cellular component: cation channel complex; plasma membrane. NCBI's taxonomy places the organism in Eukaryota, Metazoa, Arthropoda, Insecta, Hymenoptera, Agaonidae. The transcript has 17 exons.
AUCAAAAUGAGUUUAACAAAGAUUAAUAUUUCCCUGAUAGCAAAAGUGCCAACAAUAAAUAUACGCAAUUAUCAUCAACGGCAAAAGCAUCUGCAAUAUUGUAUAAACAAUCAAUCUAUGUGAGAAUGGUUGAAAACUUACGCUCCCGAGGAUUCUUAUCUGGAACAAUGCGUCAUCAUAUAUCACACGUCCAUGUUAAUUUCGAUCCAGAAGCACCACCAACCUGUAGAACUACUAUGUUGCUUAAUGCUACUCCGGAUCUUAUGCAAUCUUAUAUUACAAACCAACAGAUAACUUUAAUAGAGAAGCCCGAGAUAGACAAAAAAGUUAAGAGACAUAGUAUCCACGGAAUGAUGGAAGAUGAUAAUAUAAUAAGGCCACAUCAAGAGAUGGCAAGUCUGUCAUUGAAUGAUAAAAAGUUCUUACUGGCUGUAGAGCGUGGCGAUGUGGCCGGAGUACGAAAGAUGCUAGAAAUAAAUCAUGAAAAGAUAAAUAUCAAUUGCGUGGAUCCUUUGGGUAGAUCGGCUCUUCUUAUGGCGAUCGACAAUGAAAACCUUGAGAUGGUUGGUCUUCUGAUUGAGUUUAAAGUGGAUACAAAAGAUGCGCUUCUCCAUGCAAUAUCAGAGGAGUUUGUCGAAGCGGUCGAGCUAUUACUUGACCAUGAGGAGAGCUUUCAUUCUAACGGAGAACCUCAUAGUUGGGAAGCUUUACCGCCAGAUACAGCAACAUUUACACCAGACAUCACACCACUUAUUCUAUCAGCACAUAGAGAUAACUACGAAAUCAUUAAAAUAUUGUUGGAUCGAGGUUCUACACUACCUAUGCCUCACGAUGUUCGUUGUGGAUGCGACGAAUGUGUCACAUCACGCCUGGAGGAUUCACUUAGGCACUCAAGGAGUCGCAUAAACGCUUACAGAGCACUUGCGUCGCCUUCCCUCAUAGCUCUUUCCUCUAAAGAUCCAAUACUCACAGCCUUUGAGCUCUCCUGGGAACUUCGUCGCCUAUCCUUUCUGGAACAUGAAUUUAAAUGUGAAUACCAGGAACUUCGCAGACAAUGUCAAGAUUUCGCUACAGCUCUUCUAGAUCACACGAGAAGUUCAUAUGAAUUAGAAGUAUUAUUAAACCAUGAUCCGAGUGGACCAGCAUUUGAACACGGUGAACGCAUGCAUCUUAAUCGGCUUAAACUUGCAGUUAAGCUUCGUCAAAAAAAGUUUGUGGCACAUCCAAAUGUGCAACAGUUAUUAGCAUCAAUCUGGUAUGAAGGCCUACCAGGUUUUAGACGUAAAAAUAUGGUUUUGCAAGCUUUGGAGAUAGUUCGCAUCGGUAUACUUUUUCCCUUCUUCAGUGCUGCUUACAUCAUUGCACCUCAUAGUGUAAUUGGCCAAACAAUGAGAAAACCUUUUAUCAAGUUCAUAUGUCAUUCUGCUUCAUAUUUCACAUUUUUAUUUAUGUUAAUACUGGCAAGUCAAAGAAUAGAAAGCGUAAUCGGUGUUUGGACAGGUCGUGAUAUUUCCGAUCAUGAGGUUGAGCCAACAAAAAGAGGUGCUGCGCCAACGAUAGUAGAAUGGUUCAUUCUCGCUUGGGUUUCUGGACUAAUUUGGUCGGAAGUAAAACAAUUGUGGGACGUUGGUUUAGAAGAAUAUGUAAAUGAUAUGUGGAACGUGAUUGACUUCGUGACAAAUUCCUUGUAUGUGGCAACAGUAGCGUUAAGAGUGGUUGCUUACUAUAGAGUACAAAAGGAAAAUGAAGGUCAGGUGUACGGUACAAUAAUAGAACUGCAACGUGAACAAUGGGAUACAUGGGAUCCCAUGCUUAUAUCUGAAGGUCUCUUCUCAGCUGCUAAUAUUUUUAGUUCAUUAAAGCUAGUCUAUAUUUUCUCUGUGAAUCCUCAUCUUGGACCACUACAGGUAUCCCUCUCCAGAAUGGUAAUGGAUAUUAUGAAAUUCUUCUUUUUGUACGUGCUGGUACUCUUUGCUUUUUCAUGUGGUUUGAAUCAACUAUUAUGGUAUUACGCUGACAUGGAGAAGAAAAGAUGUCCAACAGCGAUGCCUCAUCUACCAGCCAAUGCAAAUAUUACUAUGGAUCCAAACGCGUGUAUUGUUUGGAGAAGAUUUGCAAAUCUUUUUGAAACAACACAAACGCUCUUUUGGGCCGUCUUUGGCCUAGUUGAUCUUGAGAGCUUUGAAUUAGACGGGAUCAAGGUCUUUACUAGAUUUUGGGGUAUGCUGAUGUUUGGUACUUACUCAGUGAUAAACAUCGUUGUAUUGUUAAAUCUACUUAUUGCUAUGAUGAAUCAUUCCUAUCAAUUAAUUUCUGAACGCGCAGAUAUUGAAUGGAAAUUCGCACGCAGCAAGCUUUGGAUAAGUUAUUUCGAAGAAGGUGGUACUGUGCCACCACCAUUUAAUAUUAUUCCCACGCCGAAAAGUGCCUGGUACAUUGGCCAAUGGAUUUAUAGAAAACUUUGCGGUCAUAGUCGUGCAGCGAAAAAAGAACACAUGCGUACUAUACGAAGAAAAGUCAAACAAGCAUCUGAACGAGAUUUUCGAUAUCAAGGUAUAAUGCGCAAUCUGGUAAGGCGCUACGUAACUGUUGAACAGCGGAAAACGGAAAAUGAGGGUGUGACUGAGGACGAUGUGAAUGAAAUCAAACAAGAUAUCAGCGCCUUUCGAUGCGAGCUUAUUAAUAUCUUGCAAAAAUCCGGUAUAGCCACAGAACACACUUCCGGAACGGGUACCGACGGGAACGUAAAAGAGUUAUCGCUAGGUGUAGGCGGUAAAAAGAAUCGUCAGAAAGAGCGCCGAUUGAUGAAAGGCUUCAACAUCGCACCACAGCCAAGCGGCAGUGGAACCCUACCGCCAGUGGUUGAGUUCAUAGCUAGUUUAAGAGAUCAACAACAACAAACAUCUGACGAUCAAAGGAGGCAUCAUCAUGAAAUCUUUGGUAGUACUCUGAGUGGUAUAUUUAGUCCCGGAUCAACUUCAAAAGGCAAUUUUGACCAUAUAAGUACGAAUAGCGUUCCGGGAUUAACUUCAUAUCAAAAACAAUCUAGAGAAUCGCAAAACAGUUCCAGAAAGCGUAAAUGGAGCACUCUUAUACAGGCUGCAAAAACUGGCCGAGUAUCUAGACUUUUAGGUCAUUCUCGCUCUGAAGACUCGGUAUAUUCCCCAGCUUCAGAAGAUGGUGGUUCACGCUCAGAAGUUUCUACAAAUUCGAAGUCUUCAUUGGAUAUAUUAUCUCCAGAUUCUCAGCUACAUCAUCCUCAUCACCUUCUUAAUUCUCAUUCAUCUCAAGAUCAUUACCAUCAGCGGGAACAGCAACAAAAACAACCUCAUCAGCAACAGCACGAAGACCAUCAUAUCUUUAGUUACGCGUUUGCACCUGCAUUAGCUGCGCUUUGUAGAAAGCGUAAAAAGUUUUCUUCAUCCCGUGCCUCUACACCUACUAUCAAUAUAAGUAAUGAUAAUAAUAGUAUUUGUACUUCAACAACACUUGCUAUUGAAAGUACAAUACAUCCAAUUACUUCAUCGCUUAUUUCACAUGUUAGUAAAAAACAACUUCAACGGGCUAGUAGUGUACCAACACGUAAUCCAGACAUGAAUUUCCAUGAAGUAACACAAUGUCAGAAGCCGAGUCUCGAUGAAAUAUCCGUUAAUAAUGAUACAAAAAAUCAAGAUGAAUUAACUGCUAUAAUAAGUUCAACGAUUGAUGUAACUCCAUCAAUAACUGAGGAGAGUAUCCUGCGUGCCAAUCUAGUGAUCGCCGCCAAACGUAACGGUUCAACAAAUCAGCUACAGAAACUGCCCCCAGGUAUUGAACCCAUAACUGGGCACGAUGAAACGGUUUCAAUUGGCUGGCUUUAAAAAGUCUUCUUGAUUGGUUAAUCUUAGAAUUAAAUAGACGUAAGCAACUAAAAAUUAGUAGAUGAAUUACAUUUUCUUCAACUGAAACACAAUGAUGCCUUGUUUUCAUUUGAAAUUCUUCGAAUGUUUUAUACUUAAAAGACUUCUAAUAAUAACAAAA